CGUCGGUUACACCAAAUAUUUUUUUGAAUCUGAGCAGCGUCAUAUCCGCGUUUUGCGAACUAUAAAUCUCCCUACUUGGACCCCCAGUUCAUCAUCAGUUGCAUAGAGAGAGCGAACUUGGAGUACCGCUAAGUGCAAGGCAAGCUACUUCCUGAGAGUAUCUUUCAAACAUGGCGGAGGAGAAUCAGCAGAAGACGACUGAGGUGGAGACCCAGGACCGUGGGCUUUUUGAUUUUUCUGGGAAGAAAAAGGAAGAGAAGUCUGAUCAGAAGCCCGGUUUGUUGGAGAAGCUUCAUCGAUCCAACUCAUCUAGCUCCUCGUCGAGCGAAGAGGAAGAAGUAGGAGAAGAUGGCGUGAAGAGGAAGAAGAAGAAGGAGAAGAAGAAAGCAGGGGAAACGGCAGCUGAGGGGGAGGAGAAGAAGGGGCUGAUGGACAAGAUCAAGGAGAAGCUGCCAGGUCAGCAUGCGGAGAAGACACAGGAGGAGGUCCCUCCUCCUCCUCCUCCUACUUCUUCUCAACCACCGACCGGCGAGGAGGGGGAAAAGAAGGGUUUCUUGGAGAAGAUCAAAGAAAAACUUCCUGGUCAUCACUAAGACAGACGAAAACAAAGAAGAAGGAGGGCGCUGCUUGUUGUGAUUGAGGCCUCUUUCAUCUUCUGUUCCCGCCAUAUGUCAUCUUUACUGCGUGCUUUCUUCGUUUUUCAGACUGUCUUCUUUUGUUUUUUUUGUGGUGUGUAUUUCUAGAAAGCUGAAACUCUAUAUAUACCUUCACUAUAUAUCAAGUUUCUCUAAAUUUCUUCCUUUCUUUUCCAUAUAUCAUCUAUCAAAGUUUGGAGCUUUUCGUGUAUUUUAUAUGGAUAGACAGACCACUCAUGUUUAUUUUUCUAUAUAUUUGGGCUGUCUCGUUAUGCCUUC
This is a messenger RNA of Neltuma alba, 914 nucleotides long. RefSeq names its product phosphoprotein ECPP44-like. Gene Ontology annotation, cellular component: membrane; cytosol. NCBI's taxonomy places the organism in Eukaryota, Viridiplantae, Streptophyta, Magnoliopsida, Fabales, Fabaceae. The record is from RefSeq and is a predicted model, not a curated record. The transcript is spliced from 2 exons. Gene Ontology annotation, biological process: response to water deprivation; response to abscisic acid; cold acclimation. Bases 171 to 593 code for a protein of 140 amino acids.